AUUUUCGUUUAGUUUAUGGCUUCCUGUCAGUCUUCAACAAAUAAUCUGAAUUUCGUAUCCUCCCUUUUUUCUUUUAUUGUGUAGUUUUUCACAGAAAAUGUCUUCUAAAAGUGAAAAAGAUCGAGCUAAACAGAUCCAGGAUCGAUGUCAGAACAUUCUAAUCCAAAUGUUAAAAGAUGAGGACAAUAAAUAUUGUGUAGAUUGUGACGCUAAGGGACCACGUUGGGCAUCAUGGAACCUAGGUAUAUUCCUAUGCAUAAGGUGUGCUGGUAUCCAUCGUAACCUGGGUGUUCAUAUAUCCAAGGUGAAGAGUGUCAAUUUGGACUCAUGGACACCAGAACAAGUGGUAUCACUGCAACAAAUGGGCAAUUCUCGUGCAAGAGCAGUAUACGAAGCAAAUCUGCCGGACUCCUUUAGACGGCCACAAAAUGACUCUUCACUUGAGUCAUUCAUACGGGCCAAAUACGAACAGAAGAAAUACAUUGCUAAGGAAUGGGUGCCACCACAACUUCCUAAAGUGAAUUGGGAUAAAGAGAUAGAUGAAGAAAUAGAUAGGCAAAAGAGGAAAAAGAAAGCGACCACUUCCUCUCUGGGACCAUUGCCCGCGCCAUCUGUUGAUAAAAAAUAUAACAAAUCGGACGUUAUCCCCAGUAUACCGAAACCCAAAUCGUCAGUCAGUCCCAAAUUGAGUAGAAAUACACCAGUUGAAACCAAACCGAGUAAUGGUGCAGCUGAUCUGCUGGGAUUGGACACUGCCAUGCCCUCGACCAAACCAGAGCAGAAGUCUACUAACGAUGAUAUUUUCUCAAGUUUCUUCUCGGCACCAGAAAAACCGGCUGAGGUACCGCAAGAACAAAAAUCAGAUUUGAAAACAGAAGAAGAAAAUUUCUUCAAACAAUCUGCACCUACUGAGAAAGAAAAGUCUAAACUUACUAAGGAUAGCAUAUUAGCGUUAUACAGUCAAACACCUAUGAACCAGUUUAAUCCAGUACCUCAAAUGCAACAGAUUCCAGGUCAACAAAUGCAACAGAUUACAGGUCAACAAAUGCAACAAAUGCCAGGUCAACAAAUGCAACAUAUGCCAAGCCAACAACUACCCGGGCAUCAACUACCCGGUCAACAACUACACGGGCAACAACUACCCGGUCAACAACUACACGGGCAACAACUACCGGGGCAACAACUACCUGGACAACAAAUAACAGGCCAACAAGCUCCUGGCCAGUUCUAUCAGCCAUAUAUGAUGAAUGGUAUGCAAAUGAACCAAUUCCAACCAGCUAGCCAAUUUCAGUAUCAAAUGCCACCGCAGCCACAGUUCCAGACGCAGCCAAACUUUUUCAACCAGCCCCUUUCGCAACAGUUUGGCAAUCUUAAUUUAGGUCAAGGUUUCCCAAACGCAUUUCCUAACCCCAAUGUUGCCAGUAAUUCGACGUGGCAAUAAUAAAAAUAGUUUUUUUUUUAAAUGGCAAUACUUUUUGAACAUGGCGUUUUGGGCGAUUAAAGUAGCAUGGCGUCUCCCGAUUUAGACAAUAUGUUUAAACAUUAAAAAAAUACAAGAUUAGGGCAUUGUUACACAUUAUAGUCUUAAUUCUGUUUAUUCAUGUUUAGUUACAACAUUGCGCAAACUUAUUUUCGAGUUAGUUGGGAGAUUCCGUUAGGUUUUAGUUCGGUCAAAUCGCACAUACGCCUUGAGACAUUUCGUUAAUCAUAGACAAUAAUUUCAUUCAAUAGAUAGAAAAUGUAAUCUAGUUGCCUUCGGGCAGAUUAAAAUUAUUUCAUAAAAAUGCAGUCCUACUUGUUCAGUAUGAGACGACAAUGUUGAAAUGCCAAUAAUACAGACAUUCCUUUUUGCUAAAUAUAUGAGUAUAAUACUAAAUUAUUGGAUGACCGUUGAAACUUGUCAUCAAAUUUAAAUUCUAAAUUUUUUUGCCUACCGCCAUAAUGAAACAAAACAAUAUCACCAUUUCUAAAGUACUGGUAACUGCUAUAUAAUUGGGUAUAGAAGGGGAGUAGUCUUUGACAUCAAAUGAUGUAUGCCCAACCCCGUAACAUCUUGCCAAGUUUAACAGUUUGACAUCUACUGAAGAGAAAGGAGUGUGUAUAACUGAGUAUAUUGUUAAAUGUUCCUCUGGGAUUGCUACAUACUGUUUGUUCAUAUAUACGUCAGAAGUAGCACAUUGAAAUGCCUGUUUUGAUGUCUUCAACUAGGUAAGCCGACUAAUUCCUAAAUUGUCACUACUGUCAAAAUAUAUGAACAACCGUAUUGGGUACUUUUAGGCGUAUUUUUGGGGAGUCUAGCGUGAUAAGCAUACUUGACAUUGCUGCUUAAAACUACAUCAAGUCAUGUCUUCUAGUUUAAGGUGUGUCGUAAAUUGUUUUAGUAGAGAAUUUAUUUUUUUAAAGCACUUUUUUUCUACAUUCAUUAUUUACACGAUUAUUUUUGUUUUAAAAUUAUUCUUAUAUUCGUGGUUUAGCAUAUAAGUUUUCCUGAAAAAGAUAUUGUGCCCAUAAGUAUUUAUUAUCAUGAACGUUGCAUUUUGGUGCUGUCAACUUUUUUUCUAAUGUUGUUUUUAAGUCAUGUAAGAAAUCGAAGAGUUAAUAAACUGUUGGUCUUAUAAAGUAGAUGAUUUCGCAUUGUUAUCUUUUAGUUUCUCUUAUAAUAUUAUUUCUUAUAAUUCAUAGACAAGAUCUUGUGAAUACUGUGAUUAUCCAUCUCAAGAUAUCAUUUCAUGCUUACUAAUUCAAUAAUAUAUAUAUAUACUCUAGUAUUGGUCACAUUAAAAUUACUAAAAUGAAAUAAUAUUGUGUACGUCGGCUUUCGCUGUUUCAGAAAAAAACACUAUGAUAAAGUUAUCGAAAACCUGCAAUAUUUUGAGAAUAUUUUCCAUAUUAUGUUAAUUUUUAUUUCACUAAUCUUGUAGAUAAAACAUUAUCGUUGUUUGAGGACCUUACCUAAUUUGAAAUAUGUGGGUUUGUUAUUUUAUUUACGAUUAAAAUUUACUUUUAAGCUAACAAAUUAUGCACUAUUAUAUUUCACAUCCUUUCAAGAGACAAUAAACACGUUGCUUGGGAGCGAGAACUUACAAUAUUAAGUACUUAAUACCUAAGUGUGGUAUAUCCCCUUGUUUAUAAACGUACAAUAAACCUCUUCAAAUAUUUGCCUUUACCCUCGCGUCAUUUUGCCAUGAAAUAAACUGUAUAAAAUAUUAUUUAGCUAUAACGGCUUAAAGUACGUUUAUGAACAAGACUGGUGACAGGGAGCUGAUGUGUGCCGUGCCUGGCGUUUUUUUGUUUUAAUAAAAACGUUGAUAUAAUUGUAACAAGACUGUCUGUCAUAUUGGCAAGAUUUGUCUCGGAAAUUGUACUUUUGGUUUUUAAAUAAAUACAUAAUAUUGUCCUCAA
Pieris napi is the source of this 3402-nucleotide messenger RNA. Its product is annotated as stromal membrane-associated protein 1. Gene Ontology annotation, molecular function: GTPase activator activity; metal ion binding. NCBI's taxonomy places the organism in Eukaryota, Metazoa, Arthropoda, Insecta, Lepidoptera, Pieridae. The transcript is spliced from 6 exons. Bases 98 to 1441 code for a protein of 447 amino acids. The record is from RefSeq and is a predicted model, not a curated record.